AUGUUUUCAUCUCAAGGUUCUCGCGGUGUCCAAUGUCACGGGUUAACCAAAUUCCCAGAAACGAAUGAUUUUAUGUUGGUUAUAGAUUACAUGGAAAAUGGAGAUCUUGCAGAAGGAGUUAAUAAUUAUUUUAAUACAAAGCUUCAAAAAAUAUCAAGCGGAGAAUAUAUUAUUUCUGAAAAUAAUCCAAAACCAAACAAUUUAUCCUUUGAAGAAAGUGAUGAGUUUUUAUUAUUAAUACACGUAGAAAAUGAUAAUUAUCAAACUUCAGAAAAACAUGAAUAUCAUUCAAAUUUUGAAUUUGUUCCAAAACAUAAUAUUCCGGAUGAUGAUUUGAUACAUCUAGAUCUUAAUAAGACUUCACAAAAUUCUUUUAUAUUUAAAACUCAUGGAAUAUCUAGUUACUUUUCUGGAAAUUAUGAAGAAUCUAUCUCAAAUCUUAACAUUGCGCUUAGCUUAAAUCCAAAUGAUUUAAGAGCUUUACAUCAUCGUGGGCUUGCACAUCUUAGAUUGGGUCAAUACGGUGACGCGAUUGCAGAUUUUACUGAAGUAUUGAAAAUUAACCCAAUUUCUAAAACCAAGAUGUCUGAUCAUGCACAAAAAAAUAUAAAAAGUUCUUUUAGGGAUGAUUAUUUUGGCAGAUGCUUAUGGAGUUUGCGUGGAUUUGCUUACCUUCAACUACAUAGUCGUGGUUGGAUAUUCAAUGAAGCACCCGAAAUAGAAUUCUUUGAACCAAAAGAUUCACCUUUUAAAGAUGUGGAAAAAGUAUUUAAUGCAUUGGAAGCUGAACCUACCAAUGCAGUUGACCUAACAAUCCGAGCAGCGGUUCAAUUUAAUAAAAAUAACGAUAUCGAUAUUAAUCUUUAUUGUUUUCUGCAAAAUUAUGAUGAAUCGCUUGCUGAUUUAGAUAGAAUAAUAAUAGCGUCAGAUCAAGAAAAUUUUAAAAUAAUCAUGAGUGAUCAAACUGAAGCAGAAUUAUUGGCAGAUUUAACAUGA
Molecule: messenger RNA, 996 nt
Organism: Dentiscutata erythropus
Lineage: Eukaryota; Fungi; Glomeromycota; Glomeromycetes; Diversisporales; Gigasporaceae
Source: the annotation of a GenBank genome assembly